UUUUUCCCACACCAAGGUGAGGACCAUGUCACUGUUUCCAUCACUCCCUCUGCUUCUCCUGAUUGUGGUGACAGCAUCAUGUACAGAAACAGAAAACUGUGAGAAUGUACAAAAGACCUGCCCUGUGAUUGCCCGUGGUUCUCCAGGAAUCAACGGCCUCCCAGGCAAAGAUAGGCAUGAUGGUGCCAAGGGAGAAAAGGGAGAACCAGGUCAAGAACUCAGAGGCUUUCAGGGCCCUCCUGGAAAGGUGGGGCCUCAAGGAAUGCCAGGGCCACCUGGGUUACCAGGACAAGUGGGCCAAAAAGGAGACCCUGGAGAUGAUUUGGCAGCUCUUCGAUCAGAACUGGACCAGCUCAAAAAAUGGCUGAUCUUCUCUUUGGGCAAAAAAGGUGGGAAAAAGUUUUAUUUUACCAAUGGUGAAAAGAUGACCUUUGAUGAAGUGAAGACUCUGUGUGCCCAAGCCUCUGUGGCCAUUCCUACUAAUGCUGAAGAAAACAAGGCCAUCCAGGAUAUAGCCAGUGGAGGGGCCUUCCUGGGCAUCACAGAUGAGGAGACUGAUGGCCAGUCUGUGAAUCUGACUGGAAAGAGGGUGACCUACCAAAAUUGGCAUGAUGGUGAGCCCAAUAAUGCUGGUUCUGAGGAACAUUGUGUGUUGAACAUUGUGUGUGUCACAUGGAAUGACAUCACCUGUUCUGCCUCCUUUUUGGCUGUCUGUGAAUACUCUGCCUGA
Messenger RNA from Lipotes vexillifer (Yangtze River dolphin), 730 nucleotides. It is a transcript of the gene MBL2, whose product is annotated as mannose binding lectin 2. The record is from RefSeq and is a predicted model, not a curated record. Gene Ontology annotation, cellular component: multivesicular body. NCBI's taxonomy places the organism in Eukaryota, Metazoa, Chordata, Mammalia, Artiodactyla, Lipotidae.